Messenger RNA from Suillus subalutaceus, 1276 nucleotides. RefSeq lists its product as uncharacterized. The record is from RefSeq and is a predicted model, not a curated record. The coding region runs from base 1 to 1263 and encodes 420 amino acids. NCBI's taxonomy places the organism in Eukaryota, Fungi, Basidiomycota, Agaricomycetes, Boletales, Suillaceae. The transcript is spliced from 7 exons.
AUGCUGGAUGUCAAUGCCAGUACAUUGUUCAACUCUGAUGAGCUCAACUCUGAUACACAGGUUGACGGUAAGAAUGGUCAAGACUCGGAUGCUGACGAGGAGAGUGAAGGCGAGGAACAAGAGACUACUGCCAUGAGGCUUGCCGAUGAGGUCCCUUCAUUUGUCACCAACUCGGGUGACAAAAAGAUGAAGCCGCACAAUGUUCAAUCACGCAGCAAGAGCAAAUCUCAGUCUGGUCAAUCUGCUCGAGAUCGCAAACAAGCAGCCGAAAUUCCGACCUGGCGCAACAAUGAUGGUUCUGAGCCUACUGAUGAAACUACUACUCAGUGUGGGGGAUCCGAAGAGCCCUACUCUAGUGACAUUGGAGGCACUACAGUCACCUCCGCCACACCUGCGCCCAAGAGUGCUGCUUGUCUCAUUCAAUAUGAGACUGGGAAGGUGAAACUACUUGAUCAAAAUCAAGAGACUCGCCGAGUAGUCCGGGAUGCAAUUAUGGAUGCCAAGGGCCACCUCCUUUUCGUCAAUGCUUAUCCUGAACUCGUCGACAAAAAUCAAGUCGCGCUCCAGUCCUUGCUUACAGUGGCCAAGAAAAGUGGUGCGCAUGCCAUCAAACAACGUCUUCAAGAAGACACACAGUAUGCGACUCAGCUUGGUAACCUGGUGGAGCCUCGCAUCCCGUUAUUACGCCGUGACCUGAAAGAGGUUGCAUGCGCCAACAUCGAUGGCUACUUCCGUCUCGGCCAGAGCGCAGUGAAGGCGAAAAAACUCAUGGAGCAACACGCGUAUUCAUAUUCUUUGAAGUUUGAUUCCAAUGACAAUCCCUCGCCUAGGGGAAACAAACCCUACCAGGGUGAACUUGUUAUCUUUCUGUUGCAUACUGGAAUCUUCAAUGGCCCGAAGUCCAUCGGCGUCAAAUUCGCAGAGCGCUUCAUCGAAAUUGCCGGCAACAAAGCCAAACACCCCGAAAUGCCUGUGCCAUUGCUGGCGCUGGUUGCGACAGCAAUCUAUGCAGCCCUGUUUUGGAAGACGCUUGGUUCCCCGGGGAAGUUCAACUUCACGGGGAAUCAAUUCAGUGAAACUUAUAUGUUUCAUGUGAAGUUCCUCGAGGAUCUGAAGAAGGACGUGCCUAAGAAGUUUCACUGCAUGAUGGCAGACAUCUAUGAGUCCGUACAGGCUUUGAAACGAAAGGGCGGCGAUAAUCAGGCUGAUGAGCAUCGAAAGGCGUUGGCGCUACUGGACCUUGAUGGCAUGGGUGAGGAUUAGCUUCUAGUAUGGU